This is a messenger RNA of Anneissia japonica, 1464 nucleotides long. RefSeq names its product leucine-rich repeat-containing protein 34-like. Lineage: Eukaryota; Metazoa; Echinodermata; Crinoidea; Comatulida; Comatulidae. The coding region runs from base 164 to 1405 and encodes 413 amino acids. The record is from RefSeq and is a predicted model, not a curated record. The transcript is spliced from 10 exons. Gene Ontology annotation, molecular function: protein binding.
AGUCAUCGCACUCAGGCUAGCGGUCGCCGGUGAUUAGGCCUAGCCGUUGCGUAGCCUUGGUGCCUACUGACUGUCCUGUCUCCUGAGCUGAGUCCUACCACCAGGGAGUUCUCCUGGUCCUACUACUGCCUUAUGCCUAGCCUUAGUAGCCUAGUACUGCACAAUGGCAGAUCCUAGUGGUGUGCAGAAUCGAUAUGUGGAAACCUGUAAAGAACUUGAAUUAAAACCUCACAAAUUCAUCUUGAAAGUACUGGAUACUGAGCGACAAGAGCAAAUUAUGAGAGCUAAAAGAAAUGAAGAUCCACAAGACAACAUGGAACUCAAGUUGCCUGGCAACAACCUUUUCACAAAUACCACUGGUAGGCUUCGUGAUGAGGAUGCCUUGGUUCUGUAUAAAUCACUCGCUAACAGUAUGUACGUGACAGAAAUUGACUUGCGGUACAACAAUAUGACAGAUGAGGGCGCCAAAUAUAUUGGAAAAUUGAUCGAGGAAUCCUGUGCUCUUCAACAGCUGAACAUUAUGUGUAAUGACAUUGGUCCAGUGGGUGCUGAGUACAUUGCUACCGGAGUCCAGAUGAACCACACAUUGAUCUCGCUGCGGUUGAAUGGGAACAAGAUUGGAAGCAAAGGAGGAAUGUGUUUUGCCGGAGUACUCCAGGUAAACACCGUACUAGAGGAACUUGAUCUAGGUGACACAGACCAGGAUACUCAGAGUAUGAUAGCCAUGGCAACUGUCCUAAAACAGAAUUCCACACUGAGGGUGCUAAAUAUGAACCGCCCUCUAUUGUUCAGUCAGCAAGAAGAGACUACAGUCCACUAUUCUCUGAUGCUAAAGGUCAACAAUGCCCUGCAGGAACUUCAUUUGCAGAAGUGUGACAUCAAGGAUUUUGGAGCAGAGCGCCUGGUUGAUAAUCUCAUAGAAAAUAUUGGCCUGAAGUAUUUGGACCUCAGCUGCAAUCGUAUCACAAGAGAUGGCGCUCUUGCAAUUUCAAAAUUAUUGAAGCGCAACACUCCACUUGAGAUACUUGAUCUGGGAUUCAAUCGGAUUGAAGAUGAUGGCGCUGUUUCAAUCAGUGAGGCACUCAUCGACCUCAACAGGACUCUAAAAACCCUUGUCAUCACAAGUAAUAACAUCAGAGCACCAGGUCUUGUUGCUAUUGCCCGUAGCAUGCACACCAACGACUGCCUGCAGAGUGUCUUUAUCUGGGGUAACCAUCUUGAGGAACCGGCCUGUGUGGCAUUCCAUGAACUAAUCAAAUCCGAGAGACUGGAGGAAGAAUAUACAGAUGUAAAGUCAUAUGUAGUUGAUGGACAUACAUACUUAUCAGAGUUGAACCAUGGAAUUCGACGGCAUUACUACUGGUCACCGUCCUAUGGCCCAGAUGCAAGUUUGGCAAUCUAUUAAUUGUUCACAUUUCUGGUGCAGUUUCACAUUAAUGAUAAUAAUAUGUAUGUAUGUAUGUA